Sciurus carolinensis (gray squirrel) is the source of this 1195-nucleotide messenger RNA. RefSeq names its product fragile histidine triad diadenosine triphosphatase (gene Fhit). The record is from RefSeq and is a predicted model, not a curated record. Gene Ontology annotation, biological process: intrinsic apoptotic signaling pathway by p53 class mediator; diadenosine triphosphate catabolic process; purine nucleotide metabolic process. The coding region runs from base 259 to 891 and encodes 210 amino acids. The transcript is spliced from 10 exons. Lineage: Eukaryota; Metazoa; Chordata; Mammalia; Rodentia; Sciuridae. Gene Ontology annotation, cellular component: nucleus; cytoplasm; plasma membrane. Gene Ontology annotation, molecular function: bis(5'-adenosyl)-triphosphatase activity; ubiquitin protein ligase binding.
GAGUUUGUGCCCUCAGACCCCAAGUCCCUCAGGAGGCUACCCCAGUGGGCACACGCUCGGGCGGCGCUCCAGCCCCGCGCUCCUUCCUCUUUCAUACCCAGCUGCCAAGAUCUUGGAAGCUUUGAAACUCAGCAAAGAAGGGAAAUCCAUUGAGAACGGUCUGUAAAGAGGUGGCCUUGCAGCAGCUGAAACUGUAAUAUUUGACCAUGCCACUUGGGAUGGAGAUGACUUGCCUAGGGGAAGACAUUUGAUCUGGUUAUGCCAAACAGAUUCUCUCUCCUUAGAAUUUGGAAUUUUGAACUGAAAGGCAGUGUCAAGCAAUAUCCAGAUAAUACCUACACUGUGCUUGUCCCCUGCCUGAAGUUGGGAUUCUUCAAUUGGGUGAGUGUUCUUGGGCUCCUGACUACCAUUGAUCAUUUGUUUGACCUCAAGUGUGAGGAAAUGUCAUUCAGAUUUGGCCAGCAUCUUAUCAAGCCUUCUGUGGUGUUUCUCAAAACAGAGCUGUCCUUCGCUCUUGUGAAUAGGAAACCGGUGGUACCAGGACAUGUCCUUGUGUGCCCACUGCGACCAGUGGAGCGCUUCCGCGACCUGCAUCCUGAUGAAGUGGCCGAUUUGUUUCAAGUGACCCAGAGAGUUGGGACAGUGGUGGAGAAGCAUUUCCAGGGGACUUCUCUUACCUUUUCCAUGCAGGAUGGCCCUGAAGCCGGACAGACUGUGAAGCACGUUCAUGUCCACGUUCUUCCCAGGAAGGUUGGAGACUUUCACAGGAAUGACAGCAUCUAUGAUGAGCUCCAGAAACAUGACAAAGAGAAAGAAGACUCCCCAGGCUCGUGGCGAUCAGAGGAGGAAAUGGCAGCGGAAGCCGCAGCACUGAGGGUCUACUUUCAAUGACAGGCAUGAAAGUAACUCAAACAAAUCCCAAGGCAUAAGGAAAUGGGCCUCAUUCUCUAGGACUCUGCGGCAUUGGAAAUGAAGCUAAGCGGACUUUAUUACAUCCUACAAUUCUGCAACCUUUUGCGAAGCAUUUUAUUGCACUUGUGGAAGCCACUGGGGUUAUGUUUCAAUCACAAUGACUGACAGGCUAACUUCAAAACAAUGGCAUCCACAACCCUUCCGCGCUUUCUGGGCUAUGUACUUAGAAUAGAACGUUUCUCAAUUGUCCCUUAGCCUGGAUGAAAAUAAAAUGGUAGUUAAA